AUUGUACCCAUACCCCUACAUUUAAAUUUUUUUGACCAAAAUACCCUCAUAUAAAUAGGGUAUAUUUUCCGUUUCAAAUUUUUUUUACCAUUUUCGUUGAAGACUUCCGGAGAAGAAAUUUUUUUGGCGUUUUUGCAUUGUAUACCGGAACACUUAAGAUGGUUCGAAGAAGAGGUGCAGAUGGCCGGAUUCCAGUCCGCACGUUAGACCGGGGUGCAUCUUCAUCUGCAGCUGCAGCUGAGCCGACUGGAUAUCCAGGAGGGCCGUACGAUACAUCUCUUUUGGUGAAGUACGAGCAUCAUGUUGCUCGACAUAUAUGGUUCGGUGAGGAAAGAGGACCAAAGAAAGAGUUGAAGGUUGCCGGACAUGGACUGAAGUUGAAUUCUAGGGUUCCAUUGGCUCUUCCACCACAGAUGGAGAGUUGGGUAUCUAGAUCCGGUUUAGCUUCACUGCAGAGAACGAGUCUGAACAAGAUAGACACAAAUCUUGUCUCUGCAUUUGUGGAAAGAUGGCAUCUAGAGACAUCUUCAUUUCACAUGCCGUUUGGUGAAAUGAGCAUUACUUUAUAUGAUGUCGCAUGUCUACUUCACUUGCCCAUUAGGGGUAUCUUUUGGAGUCCUCAGGAUGUGACUGAAGAGCUAGCUGUUGAACUUGCUGUUGACUACCUAGGAGUGUCACAGAGUCAGGCACAGUCACAUGUUCGGAGCUGCAAGGGGUCGUAUUACAAGUUGGAGUGUUACCAUCAGAGUGUUGUCGAUGUGAUCGGUUCAUCUUCCGUGGCCACCACUCCAUCUGAGGUAGUAGACGGUUUAUCUGGAGUGGUAUUAUCGUGUUUCCCAUCCACGGCUGAUCCCUCCCCAUCGUGA
This is a messenger RNA of Lathyrus oleraceus (garden pea), 866 nucleotides long. Its product is annotated as protein MAIN-LIKE 1. Gene Ontology annotation, biological process: meristem maintenance; meristem development. Bases 159 to 866 code for a protein of 235 amino acids. The transcript has 4 exons. NCBI's taxonomy places the organism in Eukaryota, Viridiplantae, Streptophyta, Magnoliopsida, Fabales, Fabaceae. The record is from RefSeq and is a predicted model, not a curated record.